This is a messenger RNA of Schistosoma haematobium, 874 nucleotides long. RefSeq lists its product as uncharacterized. Bases 21 to 341 code for a protein of 106 amino acids. The record is from RefSeq and is a predicted model, not a curated record. The transcript is spliced from 2 exons. NCBI's taxonomy places the organism in Eukaryota, Metazoa, Platyhelminthes, Trematoda, Strigeidida, Schistosomatidae.
AUUAUUUGAAAUCAUUGAAAAUGACUAGAAGUACAAUUAAUACAGAUGAAAGUUAUAUAGCAUAUCUUACAGAACAACAAAUCAGUGAAUUAUACCAACCACCUACAGACCAUCAAUAUAUUCCACACUUCUAUACAACUCGAACAGGUUUAGAAUGUCGUCGUUAUUUUUGUGAGGUUUGUGGUCCACUUGCUAAAUCUAAUUUAAAAACUGGUUCACCGAAUGUUAAAUAUACUGGAGCACUACAACGUCAAUUAGAUUGGAUUGCAGGUACUACAUUACCAGAUGCUUUAACACGAUCACAUGAAGCAAUGAUGUACUACAGUGACCAUAAACAUUGAGUUGUUACGCAGUAAUAGCAAUCAAAAUAUGAAUGUAUGAUUGAUAUCUGUCAGUAUGAACAUGUGUAUCAAUUAAAUACCCAUUUUCUUCGAGUAAACACACAGGAUUUACAGGAACAUUUACUCUGAAAAAACCUUCCUUGUAAUUUUAGUUUUAGCCUAAUUUUAUUUACAAUGCUCACAAAUUAUUCAAUACUAUAAGUAUGAAAAAACUUAAAAAUGGGUAAUGUCCCGUAAACUAUUUUUACCUAAGCAAUGAGGUUAUGUAUACAAGGCCUAAUCAAGUAUUUACCACGGAUGUGAGUAUAGAUACACGCACAAUAUUGCAAAAUACGUCUUUCAUGCACGGCUUUCAAAUGCAACUCUGAUAAGAGUAGAUAACUUUAAUAGUUUUCAGGUAGGUUCAGAACUGUCUGCAGAAAAACAGAAACUGUCUUUAUGAUUUUUUUCUAUUUUGCCCUUUGAUUAAUACAGAUUUAAAUACUCCAUAUGAUACAAUGAAAUCAAUUUAAUAACAAAUUUUCAACUGGAAA